CCUCCUCGGAGCACGAUGCGCUGAUCCCCGUUCAGUCUGAGAAGGAUGAUGUCUGUCGUCUCCACGGUGGAAAGCGUCCCCAGAGGUAGCGGCACCCCGGCGCCCAGCCUCAUCCAGCGGAUCCGGAGGGUCCUGACCAGGGACCUGCUGGUGACCCUGGCCCUGGGUCAGGUCCUGUCCCUGUUAAUCUGUGCCAUCAGUCUGAUCAGCAAGUACCUGGCUGAUGACUUCCACGCCAACACGCCCGUCUUCCAGAGCUUCCUGAACUACAUCCUGCUGUUUCUGGUCUACACCACCACGCUGGCAGUCAGACAAGGUGAAGGGAACCUGCUGGCCAUUCUGAAGCAGCGCUGGUGGAAAUACAUGAUUCUAGGUUUGAUUGACAUCGAGGCCAACUAUCUGGUGCUUAAAGCGUACCAGUACACUACUCUCUCCAGCGUACAGCUUUUGGACUGUUUUGUCAUCCCUGUGGUCCUGCUGCUCUCCUGGUUCUUUCUCUUGGUGAGGUACAAGGCGGUCCACUUUGUCGGGGCAGGACUGUGUCUGCUGGGUGUCGGCUGCAUGGUGGGAGCUGACAUCCUACUUGGUCGCCAGCAGGGCCUCGGAGAGCAGAAGCUGCUUGGGGACCUUUUGGUUCUGGGCGGAGCAACACUGUACGGGAUCUCUAACGUCUGUGAGGAGUUCAUCGUGAAGAACCUGAGCCGUGUGGAGUUCCUCGGUAUGAUGGGACUCUUCGGAUCCUUCUUCAGCGGCAUCCAGCUGGCCAUCAUGGAGCACAAGGAGUUGCUGAAGGUGCCCUGGGACUGGCAGAUAGGUCUUCUGUACAUUGGAUUCAGUGCCUUCAUGUUCGGCCUGUACAGCUUCAUGCCUGUGGUGAUGAAGAGAACGAGUGCCACCUCAGUCAACCUAUCUCUGCUCACAGCUGACCUGUACAGUUUCUUCUGUGGCCUCUUCCUCUUUCACUACAAGUUCUCGGGCCUCUAUCUGUUGUCAUUCUUCAUCAUUAUCUUGGGCCUGGUCCUUUACGCCACCUCGUCUACCUAUGUGGCCCAGGACCCCCGAGUCUACAAGCAGUUUAGGAACACGGGUGGCCAGCAGGCCCCUGACCAGCCUCCCCUCAGUACUCGAGUCCUGGAGCCCUCCGUCACCUACACCAGCCUGGGUCCCGAGGCGGGGAACGAGCUUCCUGUACGCGUGGCCUAAGAUCUGGGAGAGUUUUCAGUCAGCCUGGUGUAUCAGUGAGUCAGCCUCCAGCUCCUGCCCACAGUUAUACAGAGAAAUGGUGCUGGCUGAGCAGGGCAGCUGGGUGACCCCCAGGUAGGUCCAGGUUUUCAUUUCAUGGCCUGUACUGGAAGACAGGGUCUCCAGCCGCUCAGUGACAAAGUUAAGACAAAUUCAUGUAUCCUGAAAAAUGAAUGAGCAGAAAGUCAUUAAAACAAAUAGCAAAGUGAUUGAAACUGUUGAGUUCACUGUGAUCAAAGACUGUGAGUAGACAGUAGUGACUGUAUAUGUCCAUUCAUGUAAAUAGAGGGUAUUGUAAUUUGACUGCAUUUAAUCUGCUUUCUUUUUUAUAUCUGCCUCAAAUGUUUGUGCUUAAUACCAGUGUACACUGCUCUACAAAAUCUAGCUGCAGUAACUACACAAAAGGUAAAACUGAGGAAAACUGCUUUAAAGUUUCUGAACAUUUUUAACUGGCCAGCCAAAUGGGUUAUAGGUAGGUAAGUGAUACUUAUUUCUACAUGAAUUGAUGAUGUAAUAUUUAUGCUAAAAAAUCAUGACGAUUUAUUUGACCUUUGACCCAAGAAAUGUAGUUAGUGCACUAUUUUCGCUGUAAAAGGUUCUAAUAGUGAUGCAAGAACAGAGUACAGUAACUACAAUGUUGUUGUCUUCUUUCAGCUUUUAUAUUUUGUUUUCAGUGAGUGAACAUUCUCAAAUUGAUUAUGUUAUAAAUGUUUUUAAAAGUGUUUAACAACUCUUUUUUUUUAAAUAUUCAUGUAUUUUAGACUUAAUAUUAUAAAGUAAUGCUAUAUUUUAAUAUAAUUUUAUCUGACUUUUUUACUUAAUACCUAUCUAGAUAAUAAUUUCUCUAUCAAGUAAUCUUAUAAUUUAUAUUAUUCUUGUCUGUUCGACACAAUGAAGAAAUUCAAGGCUGCACUGUAUCACAGUCAAAGGGAAGUUACUGCAGUCUGCUUUGGUUUUCAGUUGAAUUUUGUAGUUACUGCAAUUUUUAUGUCAUUAUUUCUCUGAAAUAAAGCAAAAUUGAAAUCUAAAACUGUCACAAAAUAAAGCAGACAUCAACAAGUUCAUUUUUAGUUUUAACUCAAUUUCGACCAAAAAUGUAGUUACUGCAGCUAGACUUUGUAGGGCAGUAUAUGCUCAAGUUGUUUUCAUUUCACUUCUAAUUAUGUGAUUGGAAUCUACAGUGUUUCUAAACCCUCCAUGCCAAGUUUAUUACACAGACUGGAGUGAGUUAACACAUGUAUUUUAGAUUUGGCCAUCCUUCUCAGACCAGGAGAAGGUAAUCUCAUCAGGUUCAUGUACUCCCUGCUCCCUUCUCCCAGAUUUGACUUGGUGCCCAACAAAGACACCAAAUCACUGAUUGUAGUUCACUCUAUUGGCUAUCAGUAUGAUGUGAAGCAGAUUUUUGAGGGGUAAUCCAGUGGUUGGUUGUAGCAUUUCUAAGAAGUUGAAAGACUCAGAAAAGACAAACACAAAAGUCUAAAUGAAAGUAGGCUGUCAAAGUAAAAAGUGUGCUGCUAACAGCAGGUGGAAGCUAAAAGAGGAGAUGUUGAGAAAAAUUGGAAAGACAACUCGCUUCAAUUCACAAUCUGGUUCAAUAGUGGCGCAGCUGUGAUUCAUGCCUCUGACUGCUACUUUUUCAUGGGUUUUGUAGUAUUUAGAUACAACUGUCCAUGUUAAAAUGACAGAUAUCCCAUUAUUCCUCAGUAAGCUGUUGGCCAUAGCAUAAACUUCUGUGAGCAACAUUUUAUAAAAGUCGGCUUUUUGUUGGUUUCCAGUGCUAAACUGAAAUCAACCUGUUGACAUCACAAUAAACUACACUAAGGACUGACCUUGUUGGCAGUACUUAUGACUGUUGAUUAUUAUUAUGUACUCAUAAAAGUUGCCUGACAAUAGAAUGUAUUGUUGGUUUGGCAGAUCAGGCAGUGACACAACAUAUCUUUAAAAUGUUGCUGUUUGUAUUAAAACCUAAUCCCCAUAAAACUUCUGUUUGCCAGCUGUCAGGAUGCAGAAAGAACAGAUUUAGUCAUCUUUAUCUUUAGUUAUCUUUCUUUUCAUUUUGGCAUUUCACUGAGAACACAACCAUGUUUCCAUGUGCGGUGUAAUUUUAAAUGUAUGAACAUCAGUGUGUUUGUUUUCAUGAAACAGAGUACUGAGAUGCUCUACCACCCAAAUCCACCUGGUUCUUGCUGUUCAGUGUGCACAGCCGAACACUGAUGGAAGAGAAACACUGUUGUUUAGUGAGAGGAACAGUGUUCUCCAGACCAAGGAGCAUUAUUUAAUUUCAUGUAUUAUUUGUCUGUUCAAAUGUAAAUGCAAUGUAAGCAAUAUCUUUUCCUGUGGAUUCACAGGAGAGAAAUCACAGGGUAACGGAGUGAGUGAAGAUAAAGCUGUACAGUUGGUUUGAUCUGGUCCUUUUUCAUUCUACUGACUGUAUAUAAUCUCUUGUCUGGAUUAUUCACAAAGCUCUAUCAUUAUUCUCCUUUUUUAUUGGCUUUUGUAUCCUGUUUGAUGUAGUGCAUUGGAGUUGCUGUCGACAAUGUGCUUACAAUGAUGUUACUUAUAGUAAAAUAAAGCAUCUUUGUCAGAA
Centropristis striata (black sea bass) is the source of this 3829-nucleotide messenger RNA. It is a transcript of the gene slc35f1, whose product is annotated as solute carrier family 35 member F1. Gene Ontology annotation, biological process: transmembrane transport. Lineage: Eukaryota; Metazoa; Chordata; Actinopteri; Perciformes; Serranidae. Gene Ontology annotation, molecular function: transmembrane transporter activity. Gene Ontology annotation, cellular component: membrane. The record is from RefSeq and is a predicted model, not a curated record. The transcript has 8 exons. Bases 46 to 1203 code for a protein of 385 amino acids.